Messenger RNA from Apaloderma vittatum (bar-tailed trogon), 603 nucleotides. It is a transcript of the gene LURAP1, whose product is annotated as leucine rich adaptor protein 1. The record is from RefSeq and is a predicted model, not a curated record. The annotation marks the transcript as partial. Gene Ontology annotation, biological process: positive regulation of canonical NF-kappaB signal transduction; positive regulation of cytokine production. NCBI's taxonomy places the organism in Eukaryota, Metazoa, Chordata, Aves, Trogoniformes, Trogonidae. The transcript is spliced from 2 exons.
GCUUACCUGCGAGCGGUUGAUGUGAAGAUCCUGCAGCAGCUGGUGAUGGUGAACGAGGGCAUCGAGGCGGUGCGGGCGCCCGCGCGAGCGGGCAGCGGGGACAGCCUGCAGGACCCCAACGACAGGCUGGACAGCAUCUCUGUCGGUAGCUACCUGGACACGUUGGCAGAUGACAUGGAUGAGUAUUCCCAAAACGCCGCCGAAACCACCGCUGCAUCUGCGCCAGGCAGAGCCCUGGUCAGAGCAGAGCAGGAUUGGGUCAGGAUCGACCCUGAGAGGGGUCUUGCAAAGCAAGAGAAGGGCAAAGCGGAGCACGAGUGGCCCCACGUGGACCUCUCCCCACCCAGGCUGCCCCAGGAUCAUCACUUUGCAAAGGAGCCCCAGGUGGCCAAUGGGUAUUUGGGCCAGCAGCCCUCCUCUCUGGAAGCAGGCAGAGACACCAAAUUGCCAUCGGGAGCUGGGGAGAGGAAGGGCAACCCAGGUGGGAAGGCUCGAAAAGCUGAGGCUGACUCUGAGAACUGCAAACUCAACAGCAAAUUGCAUCUGGAGUAUGAUGCCCAUUGGCGCUGGCUCCAGUCUCAGGAUGAUGUGACGUUCUUGUAG